Molecule: messenger RNA, 2229 nt
Organism: Mya arenaria
Lineage: Eukaryota; Metazoa; Mollusca; Bivalvia; Myida; Myidae
Exons: 3
Coding region: 1-1866 (621 amino acids)
Molecular function (GO): zinc ion binding
Source: RefSeq, a predicted model, not a curated record
AUGGAUCAAGUCCCGGGCAGAAAACCCCAGGCAGACGCCUGUGUAUUGGACGUGACCUUUUGCCAGCCUUGUUUCCAGGAUGGUGAAACGCGUCCAGUCGAAGAUUACUGUACCAUCUGCAAGGAGUGUAUGUGCUCCAUCUGCACAAACGUACACAAGAAACAAAAAACGACUAAGUCCCAUACAUUUCUUGACAAGAGCAACCUGCCUAGUACAAUGCGAGAUCUUACAACCAGUGAAGAAGAAAGCAAACAUUACUGCGACAUCCACCCUGGGGAAUAUAUCAAAUACUUCUGUCCGACCCAUCAGACACUUAAUUGCGGUCAUUGCUCAGUUCUUAAUCAUCAAUCUUGUAAACAGCAGAUAAUUUCGGAAAUUGGUAAAGCCUUCAAAGAGGGCAAGGGUUAUGAAGCAAUCAAACAAGAUAUUGUCGAAUUACUGAGAGAAACUGAAGCAUGUGUGUCUGAGGUUAAAGAAAACAUUAAGCUCGUAGAAGGCUUUGGGGAAUAUGCGAUAACUGAGAUAAGGAACUAUCGAGAUAAGAUCAACAAAUACUUUGAUGAACGUGAAAACGCACUGCUGAUGAUCAUUACCCAGAUGCAAAGCAUAGACGAAACCUUUCUGGGCUCUCUGAAAUCAGAAUGUGACAACCUUAAGAUGGAGGUCAAUGCAAUCAAAGCAAAACUAGUAGCUCGCGAGAACAACACUUGCCAGCUAUUCGUUGAGGCCCACGUAACCAAGGACGUGCUGAAGGGACUACAAUUAACUCUUGCCGACAUAAACAUGAAAAAUUCAAUUCACCAGUAUCGGUUUAGAAAGGACCCAACCACUGAGAAACUGCUAGGUUCUAAGACUGGUUUCGGCUCUAUUGAAGAUCUGGCUAAUGCAAAUGCUCUAGGUUUGGACGAGCACACCCCUUCAGCAGUUGUCGAUAACCAAGCUGCCGAAACAACUAAGACAUUCUCGGCCAAUACAGUUACAACAUUAUAUUUGAAUCCUAGUGGAGCUCAAAUAUCUGCAAAACCAAAACAUGAAAAGCGGAACAUAGUCUAUGACCUGACAAGCCUGACGUUUACCCCAGCCCGAGAUAUACUAGUGAAGUCACCAUAUGACAGCAAAGACGGCUGGCUGACCAGCUUGCUCCUUCUGCCUGGAGACAGGCUGCUACUUGCUGACAAUUACAACGAUACAGUGAAGCUUGUAGACCUCAACACCAGCAGCCUAGUGGCCGAGGUCAGUGUCACAAAAGAGCUAUGGGACAUGUGUCUCCUCCUUUGGGACUGGGUAGCUAUUUGUUCGACUGGUAGUAUCCAGUUCCUGGACACUCGGGGGCAGCUCUCCCUUAGGCAUACCAUCAAGGUGGAUGGCGAAUGUCAUGGUGUUGGUUACGAUGACAAUAACUUAUUUGUGUCAUACUGCGGCGGGAAAGUGGAGAAGAUGGAUAUGGAAGGGAAAGUGUUGAAGAAAGUAUCAAAAGGUUGGUUUUCUAACAGCCCGUUUAAGAAACCUUUCUACCUUACAGUAGUCAGUGAAGGUCCGUCAAAGGCCAUUUAUGUGUCAGACCAUGGCACAGACACAAUCACCAAGCUGGACAUGAAUCUUAACAUUCUCCAGACAUUUCAGGACCCUGCAUUGAGAGAUCCAAGGGGCAUCACUGUAGUGGGAAACCAACUGAUUAUCUGUUGUCGAGAAAGUAGCCAUAUAAAGUGCCUGGACUUGCUCAGUGGCCAUAUGACUCAGCUACUGGGAAAGAAAGAUGGGAUAGCGUCGCCACGCAAUGUCACCUACAGUCAGCAGCAUAACAAGAUGUACGUUACUAUCGACACCUAUGUGAAUGCAGACUAUGUUAAGGUGUAUAAGGCCUAGAAAAUAUGUCUGUUUCGGAUAACCCGACCCUACCUAUAAAAAUGCGCCGACCCUAACUAUUUUUUUUCCGUUUCAGAGCAAAAAAAAAUAUUCGUUAGCGAAUAGAGAGUUACGAAGGGCGGAUAAAUGCAGAUUUUAAUCAGAAUUAUUGUUUAUAUGAUAAAACAAAGUCAGGCAAUGACAGUAAUGUAUGAAAGACUGCCAUGUGCAAGAAAACACUCUGAACUUACGACAGAUUUUGAAAAAAAUCAAUAAAAAAAAUCCCUACCUACCCUACCUAGAAAUUUUGGGAAGGUUACCCGAAACAAACAAUUUUUUUUUGGCCUAAGACAUAAAAGUUUUAUUAGAUAUAUUCCAUAAGCA